AUGAAGCGAGUAUUCCCCAACUUUAAGAAGAUGGGCAAGGCCAACGUCACGCAAUACAAGGCGAAGAGUCGACUAGACACCUUGGAGACAUUGUGGGAAAGGUGUCAACGUCUCAACGUCCAGCUUCAGCAGAUAGCAACGGCCGACGAACAGCGUACCGUCAAAUAUUUCACCGAGGAGGAAUUCUUUGCGGCCGAGGACGUUUACCACGAAGCGGCGGACUACCUCGCAGACGUGAUAGGUAAAUUCACCCGGUGCGACUCGAAUGCGGCAUCAUCGGUAAGCGACGUUUCUUCUCGCGAAUUGUCUAGUGCGGUUUCAUUGCAAUUACCACGAAUCCUGUUGCCGAAAUUUUCCGGUAAUUUCGCGGAAUGGGAAAACUUUCGCGGUAUAUUCGAAUCGCUCGUCGCCUCGAAAGAAUCGCUGUCGAAUACGCAGAAAUUACAUUAUUUAAAAGCCAGUGUCACGGGCGAAGCCGCGGUAUUAAUUAAUCAUGUUAAGAUUGCAGACACAAAUUACGAUGGUGCGUGGAAAUUACUUAUCGAAGAGUACGAUAAUCAAAACGCGAUUAUUCAUGCCCAUAUUAAUGCUUUCGCAGUUUUGCCUAUUAUGAAAACAGAAUCCGCUGUCGAACUCAAAGGUUUACGCGAUACCGUUGCCGCGUUAACUAAUUUAAGCAGACCUGUUGAAAAAUGGGAUGACUUAUUAGUCUAUAUUGUUUCGCAAAAAUUUAGUCCACGCACAUGUAAUGAGUGGAAUCUGCAAUGCAGUAAAUCAACCGCAUCUCCGACGUAUGAAGAGAUUCGCGAUUUUAUGACGCUGCGAAUUCGAGGUCUUACCGAUCAUUCUAAGUUAAAUGCGGAUACUUCGUCUCAUAAAUAUAAAGGCUCUAAUCGGGCCUCGGUGAAUAACGUAGCCACCGAAAAAUGUUUGAAUUGUUCCGGCAAUCAUAAUUUGAUGUUAUGUAUAUAG
Messenger RNA from Formica exsecta, 972 nucleotides. RefSeq lists its product as uncharacterized. The transcript has a single exon. The record is from RefSeq and is a predicted model, not a curated record. Lineage: Eukaryota; Metazoa; Arthropoda; Insecta; Hymenoptera; Formicidae. Bases 1 to 972 code for a protein of 323 amino acids.